Molecule: messenger RNA, 2546 nt
Organism: Dermacentor silvarum
Lineage: Eukaryota; Metazoa; Arthropoda; Arachnida; Ixodida; Ixodidae
Product: N-acetylneuraminate 9-O-acetyltransferase-like
Exons: 12
Coding region: 188-2515 (775 amino acids)
Source: RefSeq, a predicted model, not a curated record
CUCUCGUCCAUCCGUCAUGCUCUACCGUCGAAAUAGUGUCAAUAUCUGCUUCGUUAAUAUCGACGUUUUUGGGGCUUCUAUGGCUAAAUAUGUUGGUGGCUGGGCUGCCGGGGGUACUAUGUGCGUGAUUGUGAGUUGCGUGAGCGCUGCGCAGGCAGCCUGACUUUAUACAGCGUGUGUUCUCGAUAUGGUCGAGGACGGCCGGCACAUCACCACCAGUUCUGAAUUCAUUCACCGCAUCAAUGCCAAAAAUUGCAAACUAGUUGCCUGCUUCGUCGUCGUCGGUUUCGUCGUGUACCACGGCGUUAUUCACUUGACGUACGGAAUCGACACGUGCAAGUGGCUGCUGAGCGAUGGACGAUUUCAAGGCUAUCAUGUGUGGCAACCGUACGGGUGUAUGCUGCACACCUACACCAAUGCGGAAUCCCGCAUGUGCCUGCGAUACAUCGCCUACUGGGGCGGCGAGAACCACAUCGUCUUUGCGGGCGACUCGCGCAUCCGCCAGCUGUACUGGGCCUUCGUGCAGCAGGUGCAGCCGUCGCCCGUGUCCCCCCAGCAGGCACACCGGGACCUGCGCUACGAGGAGAAGGACCUGCACCUCGUAGUGGAGUUCUUCUGGCGUCCACUGGUGGAUGGCUCACUGCGUUCAGCGGGCGCACGCUGGCUGCGGCGUACGCAGCGGCCUGCCCUCAUUGUGCUGGGCAGUGGCACUUGGGCCAUCAAGCAGAGCAAUGGGAGCCGGGCCAUGCUGGCCGAAUACGCGGCCAAUGUGAGCCGGCUGGUGCCACUCUUUGACCGGCUGGCCAAUGGCUCCCGCGUCCUUUGGAUGCUGCAAGACCCUGUACAGGCGGACCGGCUCAGCCCCAGCCGCCGUGCCAUCUCCAAUGAGCUCAUUGAUGCCUACAACCAGGCAGCUGUGCAUGCACUGCGACACAGCAACGUGGAGGUCUGGAGCUCCAUCCGGCUCAUCUCGGAGGGCUACCCAGGUGACUCGCCUGAUGGCUUGCACACGGGGCCCCUGGCAGUCAACUACGCCAUUCAAAUCUUGACCAACAUGUACUGCAACGACCACAUGAAUUACAACGAUGGCACCUGCUGCAGCAGCCCGGAGCCAGUCACCUGGCUGCAGACCAUCACCUUUGCAUCCUUCGCAAUCGUCCUGUUACUGAGCCUAGCUCUGGCGGUGCAUCACCAUCUGUGGCCUACCAUCGACUACUCACCACUGCAGAGUGUGCUGCAGCAGCUGUCGCGGCUGGGCCUCAUCAUGGCCUACUUCUUUGUGUGUGACCGGACCAACUUCUUCAUGCGGGAGAACAAGUACUACACGCACCUCAACUUCUUCCUGCCCGUGGCGUACGUGUUUGCCCUUGGCCUGUUCUUCACAGAAGAGACUCAGCAGACGCAGGUGCUGCACCGGGACCAGACGGACGAGUGGAAGGGUUGGAUGCAGCUGGUGCUGUUAGUGUACCACAUGACGGGCGCCAGCCAGGUUCUGCCCGUGUACGUGCAUGUGCGGGCUCUUGUGUCGGCCUACCUCUUCCUGGUGGGCUACGGCCACUUCUCGUACUUCUGGCACCAGGCGGACUUUGGGCUGCUGCGGCUGGCACGGGUGCUCUUCCGUACCAACCUGCUGGUGGUGCUGCUGUGCCUGGGCAUGAACCGGCCCUACCAGUUCUACUACUUUGUGCCCCUCGUCUCCUUCUGGUUCCUGGUGGUAGCCGCCACCCUGGGCAGCCUGCCGCGCGUCUCGGCUGCCUCUGCCGAAGCCAACCCGCUCCACCACCUCUAUGUCGUGCUCAAGUUUGUGGGCCUCUUCUCAGUCCUCACCGUGCUGUACAUGUCUGAGGUGUUCUUUGAGAAGAUAUUUGUCACACGACCCUGGAAGGCCCUGUUUGUGACCACGGAUGACUCCAUCAAGGAGUGGUGGUUCCGCUGGAAGAUUGACCGCUAUAGCGUGGCCAGUGGCAUGCUGUUUGGCUUUGCGCACUACCUGCUGCGCCAGUACCGGGUCAUUGGGGACCACCACCAUGGGAACCUGUUUUCCCGGGGCCUCUCCCUCACGGUUGCCUUUGGAGCCUUGCUGGGACUCGGGUUCUACACCACAUUUGCAUUCGUGUGUCGGUCCAAGCCUGACUGCAAUGAGGUGCACGCAUACGUCUCCUUUGUUCCGAUUUUGAGCUACAUCAUCCUGCGCAACAUCAGUGGCCUGCUGCGCACUCGCUACAGCACCUUCUUUGCCUGGUUUGGAAAGAUCUCCCUCGAGCUGUUCAUUGCGCAGUACCACAUCUGGCUGGCGGCAGACACCCAUGGAGUGCUGGUCCUGGUCCCUGGCUAUCCUGUGUUGAAUGUGAUGGUCACCUCUCUGGUACUGGUGUGCGUGGCACACGAGGUGCACAUGCUGACGGCACGCCUCAUGCCACUGGCUGUGCCAGCUGACUGGAAGUACCUGGUGCGCAAUGUGGUCAUCUUUGGCCUGUUCCUGGUGCCCAUUGGUGUCCACGACGGCAUGUUCUGAAGGAGUGAAAUAAACAGAUUGUUAUUGCAAA